Molecule: messenger RNA, 1084 nt
Organism: Lecanosticta acicola
Lineage: Eukaryota; Fungi; Ascomycota; Dothideomycetes; Mycosphaerellales; Mycosphaerellaceae
Source: the annotation of a GenBank genome assembly
AUGGCCUUCACACCCCGAGGAGGCCGCGGCGGUGGUGAUCGCGGAGGACGAGGUGGCGGACGAGGUGGACGUGGUGGAGCUCCCCGUGGUGGUGGCCGUGGAGGUAUGCACAUGGACACAUCUUGAGCAAAAUUUUGACAAUCGCUAACGCUGUGGAAGGCUUCGGCGGCGGCGACCGUGGACGAGGCGGAGCAAGAGGUGGACGAGGCGCACCUCGCGGUGGCGGCAGAGGCGGUGCUCGUGGUGGACGCGGCGGCGGAAAGCCAGGCGCAAGGGUACGAAGCACACAUCAAGGUGGAAACGACGCACAUGGUAUCUAACAAAUACACAGGGAGGCCAGAGGGUCAUCAUCGAGCCACACAGACAUCCUGGUGUCUUCGUUGCCCGCGGCAAGGAAGAUCUGCUUGUCACCAAGAACUUGACUCCCGGCGAAGCAGUCUACGGCGAGAAGCGCAUUUCCAUCGACACUCCCGCUGCGACUACUGGCGAUGCAGCAACCAACGGCGAUGCGCCAGCAACCAAGACUGAGUACCGUGUGUGGAACCCCUUCCGCUCGAAGCUGGCAGCUGGUAUCCUAGGUGGUUUGGAUAAGAUCUACAUGGGACCGGGCAAGAAGGUCCUCUACCUGGGUGCUGCUUCCGGAACUUCAGUAUCACACGUUGCCGACAUUGUCGGUCCUACUGGUACCGUUUUCGCUGUCGAAUUCUCUCACCGCUCUGGCCGUGAUCUCAUCAACAUGGCCACACACCGCACCAAUGUCAUCCCGAUCAUCGAGGACGCCCGUCACCCGCUCAAGUACCGUAUGCUCGUCAGCAUGGUCGACUGCAUCUUUGCAGACGUUGCUCAGCCCGAUCAAGCACGUAUUGUCGGUCUCAACGCUCAUCAGUUCUUGAAGGUGGGCGGUGGUGUUGUCGUCUCCAUCAAGGCCAACUGCAUCGACAGCACAGCCGCCCCAGAAGCCGUCUUCGCACGUGAAGUCGUCAAGCUCAGGGAAGAGAGGAUCAAGCCACAAGAACAGCUCACUCUCGAGCCUUUCGAGAGAGAUCACGCGAUGGUUGUUGGUGUUUACCAGCGGUCAGGUUAA